This is a messenger RNA of Scheffersomyces stipitis CBS 6054, 390 nucleotides long. RefSeq names its product phosphatidylinositol-binding protein. Gene Ontology annotation, biological process: endoplasmic reticulum membrane organization. The record is from RefSeq and is a predicted model, not a curated record. Gene Ontology annotation, molecular function: FFAT motif binding. NCBI's taxonomy places the organism in Eukaryota, Fungi, Ascomycota, Pichiomycetes, Serinales, Debaryomycetaceae. The annotation marks the transcript as partial. Gene Ontology annotation, cellular component: plasma membrane; endoplasmic reticulum membrane. The transcript is spliced from 2 exons.
AUGGAAAUCUCUCCUUCUGCCUUAGAGUUCAAGGGCUCCUUCACCAAGCAGUCUACUCAAUACUUGACUCUUACCAAUACCACCAACUCCCCAUUGGCCUUCAAAGUCAAGACCACGGCUCCAAAGUUGUACUGUGUCAGACCCAAUGCCUCGGUCAUCGAUCCUGGCCGUUCUGCCCAGAUCUCCAUCAUCUUGCAAGGCUUCUCGCUGCCAUUGCAGAAGGAUUACAAAUGCAAAGACAAAUUCUUGAUUGUCUCGUUGCCAUCGCCAGACGGCAUCGAUGCUUCCAAAAUCGGUGAGUCCUGGGCCUCCUUAGAAGCCAAGUACAAGCUGGAAGUUAUCUCCAAGAAGUUGAGAGUCAACUACGUCAUUACAGAAGACGAACCAGAU